Molecule: messenger RNA, 2107 nt
Organism: Carassius gibelio (silver crucian carp)
Lineage: Eukaryota; Metazoa; Chordata; Actinopteri; Cypriniformes; Cyprinidae
Product: collagen alpha-1(XVII) chain
Exons: 24
Coding region: 29-1810 (593 amino acids)
Source: RefSeq, a predicted model, not a curated record
UGAAGAUUCAUUAAAAAGGGAGAAAAAGAUGGUCUCCAGCACAACUGAAUCCACGAUUACUGCUUCCAGAGCAUCAAUGAAAGACAAGGCAGCCUAUGCAGAGAUCCGUAAAGAUGAGUCUGACAGUGCAGGACUAGGAUUCUGUUCCUGCUGCUCGUGCUGGAAGUGGCUUCUAGGUCUUCUCCUUCUUCUGGGACUCCUCUGUGGUCUCAUCGCACUGGGUGAGGAGGUCCGGAAGCUGAAGGCUCGUGUGGAUGCUAUUGAUGGUGGAGAAAGCACAGUCUCUGCUCGAACCAGUCGUUUGUCUGCCUCCUCGGAUGUAAACAUCAUUGAUCCACUGGAGUCUUCAUACGCUGAGCGAUUCUUUGGCGUCCGUGCUGAUAACACUAUAAACCUGGAUUCAGCAUCUGCUGGACAAGACCCUGUGGUUCUGGAGAGGACCAUCCAACAGAUCCUCAGAUCCGAACUUCAGUCGGACACCAUCAGAGCUUCACUUGCAGCUUCACUUAAGGGUGAGAGAGGAGUGCCUGGGUCUAAAGGUGACCAAGGACCUCCUGGAGUGAAAGGUGAUACCGGGUUUCCUGGAAUUCCAGGUUUGCCAGGUACUCCAGGGCAGCCAGGAGCUAAAGGUGAGCCCGGAAGAGUCAUUUCUGCAGGCACUAAUACUAACACUGUGGGUGUACCUGGACCCCCUGGACCUCCUGGAGCUCCGGGUCCUUCCGGACCACCUGGACUAUCAGGUCCUAUUGGUCCUCCUGGUCUUCCUGGUUCCCCUGGUUCAAAGGGAGAUAAAGGAGACAGAGGAGAAGAUGGGAAGCCUGGAGUCUCUGAGAGUGCAGGGAAGAAAGCUGCUUCUGAACCUGGUCCUCCUGGCCCACCCGGACCGCCUGGGAAUGAUGGAAAACCAGGUAUUGGUCAUCCUGGUCCUCCUGGUAAAAAAGGUGAACCGGGAAGCUUUGUACCCACUUCAGAAACCUUCUUUGCUGGACCGCCUGGGCCUCCUGGACGUAUUGGACCAAAGGGAUCAAAAGGUGAUAUUGGCCCUCAAGGUUCCCCUGGCCAGCCUGGACUAACUGGAGAACCUGGAAUCGGUAUUCCAGGACAGCCAGGGCCACCGGGACCACGUGGAGAACAAGAUCCUGAGGGUCCACCAGGACCACAGGGACCUUCAGGACUAAUGGGUCCCAUGGGGCCACAAGGUCCAAAAGAUUCUGGUUUCAGAGGUCUGCCAGGACCUCAAGGAGCACAGGGAAGCGCCAGAGGACUAGUGUCUUAUGCUCUUAACGAAAACCAACAGCAAUUCCGCGCAGAGCCUCAGGAGUAUAUCAAAAGUCACCCAAGUGCUGAUGAGAAUUUGGAUUACGCAGAUAUCGCGACGAAGGUUUUAGAUUACAUUAAGUCUCAAGGCCUGUUACGAGGCCAAAGUGGUUCUAUAGCAAUUCCAGGUCCACGAGGUAUACAAGGAUUCCCUGGACCCUCUGGACCCCGUGGAGCCCGUGGACUGCCUGGAAGUGAUGGAUUACCUGGACUCCCUGGACCUCCAGGAAUCAGUGUAGACUUUUCUCCCUCCAAUAUGACAGCGAUCAUGAACUACAUCAGAGAAAACCAUAUGAUUGGACAACCAGGUAUACCAGGACAGAAAGGGGAGAAUGGAUAUCAGGGACUUCCUGGACCAACAGGAGCGAAAGGUGACAGAGGAUCCAUAGGUCCACCAGGCUUCACAGGCCAACCAGGAAUGAAAGGACAAAAGGGAGAGAAGGGCGAGGCUUCAUAUCUCACUCGCAGGAGGAAGAGGAACACAGUCAUUUAGCUAGUGUGCCUAAAACGUACAUAUUUACUCUAUUCUAUUCUUUUUUCUCUUUCUUGCUUUAGACCAAGUUAUUACAAAAGCUAAAUAUAUUCAAAUUGAAUUAACAAGCAUCACAUGAUCAAAUUCACCUUUAUGAUGGCAGUUUUAAUGAAAUUUAGUUUUGCUAAUGUUUUGAUUUUCUUGCAUGAAUGCAGAAUGGGAUUGAACAUAAUCUGGGGAUGUGCUUUAUAUUCUGCUUUUUGUCAUUUGUGCUGUUAAAAUGCUUUCAUUAGACUCAAAAGUGGCUUAACUUUUAAA